UGCUCUAUUCGAGUAUCCUUUGCUGCCUUCUCUGUAGAGUUUUCUUAACGAUCUAAAUUUGAUCAUAGGAAAUGUUAGCAAAAAUCAUCUGAGAUUGAGUUUUUCAUCUCGAUAUCUCAAACCGAUAAGUUAAUGGCAAAAGAUUACCAUUCUAUAAAUGGCAUUUAUUCGGUUUAAUUAAAAUUCAUUAAGAAAGAUUGUUUUAUUAUGUUUUUCUUUGCUCAAACAUUUCAUCUAAUGUAGUCCACCUAAGGCUUUAAAGCCUUUGCUAUUGCAUAUAAAAAUGAAAAAAAAAAAAAAAUAGUGGAACUAAUUAGCACUUUUAACUUAUCGGAGUUGCAGAGUUAAAGGGUACAACAAUAUUUCCUUUUUAAAUUUUUUCCAUUAGAUUUGUUCAAGAAUCAAGGAUUAUAAUAAAUAUUAUAUAAGUGUUUGUGUAAAGUUAAUGGAACGCUAACUAAAAUUCUAAAGAAAAAUUAACUGAAAUUUAUUAAAGAAACUUCAAGUAAAGUUACUAAAGGAAAAAGGGAUGGUCUUGAAAUACAUUAAAUAAAUAAUUAUCACUUUUGUGCCGCCGAUUUCUUCGCCUUUUGCUUAACAUUAACGACUGCAUAUAAAAUCCAAGAUAUAUAUGUAUAUGUGUACAGUUUGCAAGUAAAACUUAAUAAAAAAAAACACCUGUAAAAAGUUUGUUUCUUACGAAUAAUGUCACCGUCAUGUAUAUAAGUGGAAAGAAAACAUGUAACAGAAAGUCAACAAUUACAAAAAUAACAAAAACAGCAACAACUGCAUAUAAUAAAUCGACACGUAAAGUAUCAAUAACUUUAGGAAUGGCCGCAACAGCCGCACCAACGAGAGCCGCUUUAGAGGAAAAAUUCAACUCGUCGUCAUCGAUAACGAAACUUCCAAUCAUGCAAUUGUCAAAGGACACGGAUAAAAUUGAAGCAAUGGCAGCAACAUUAUAUUCACCACCGUCAUCGUCUUCAAAGUCAACAGCAAUAUCAUCAUUAUCAUCGUCAUCAUCAUUAUCAUCAUCAUCAUCAUCAUCAUCAUCAUCAUCAUCAGCAUUAUCAUCAUCAUUAACAUUAUCAUCGCCAACACGACGUGUGAUGAGUUUGCACAAUUUGUUGAUAAUGUUCAUUGUGCUCGUUUGCGGUCUGGCCACCGUUAAUGGCCUGAAAUGUUACAUGUGCGGUCAGUAUAAUGAGGGCGUGGGUUCAAUAACCCCCUGUUUAAAUUAUUCCCAGAAACAUCAGCAUCUCUACUUGAAGGAAUGCACCAAGAAAAGCGAAAAAUAUUGUGUGAAAUACGUUAGCGAGUUAUCAACCGUACGAGAUUGUGCCACUGAAUGUGUAGAGAAAGAAAUUUGGGAAACUCAAACCUAUUGCUGCUCUGAGGACGGUUGCAAUGCAUCAACAAAUCUAAAGGGCUCCAAUGCCUUGUUAGUGUUGUCGAUAGUAUUUUAUAUAUGUUACGGUAUUUUCAACUCAAUGAAGGGGCCCCGUUAAAACGUAAAUUCUGUCAAAAGCUAAGUAAUUUAUUUCUAGAAGAAAUUUUAAUAUUUAUUUAUAUAUAUAUAUAUUUUUUUGCGAUAAUUGAUUUUAUUUAUGCUUUUCAACGGAAAAAAGUGAAAAAUUCAUAUUUUUAUUAUAAUUUUUUUUUCUCUUUUUUUUUUUGUGAUAAGAGGGACCUAAAAAAUAAGCACUUAUGUCUAAAAUUUAUUAAUUAACGAUUGCAAUAUUAUUAUGUCUUAUCGUAUUGUUUGAUUGUUUUUUUUUUUUUUUUUUUGCUUAAAUGCUUUGUUUUCAAAAAC
Messenger RNA from Glossina fuscipes, 1813 nucleotides. RefSeq lists its product as uncharacterized. The coding region runs from base 717 to 1508 and encodes 263 amino acids. NCBI's taxonomy places the organism in Eukaryota, Metazoa, Arthropoda, Insecta, Diptera, Glossinidae. The transcript is spliced from 3 exons. The record is from RefSeq and is a predicted model, not a curated record.